AUUUCUUGGUAUUAAAGUUGCUACCGCUUACAUACUAUUAAAAUUAUACCCGUUAAAAGUUUGCUACCGAUAUGGUAAAAGUUGAAUACUGAACUAUUUCUGCACAGUAUUACAUACAUACGUAUCAAUACCACUUUGGUAGAGUAAUAGGUAUAUGAAUACCACUUGGUAUUAUUUUAAUACUGGAUUUCUAAUAGUGCAGAGCACCAUGUUGGGGGAUACAUAAAUAUAACGCCCAACAAAUGUGAUAUCACCGAAUGCAUCAACGACGCUAGUGUUGAUAGUUAGCUGUGUAAAUACAUGGAUAAGGCAUCCCUACAAUCAACCUCUUUUAAACCGGGUGGAUUAACAGUCUUUCUCACACAUGGAUUCGCAACACCCGCUAUUUUUUACGUUACAAUGGGAAAUAUCGUCUCCCCCUUCACAACGGAUUCGCCCUUCAUUGACAACUACAUUUUUGUGGAUUGGUCAGCUUUAUCGGGAAAUGUCAUCUUCCCCCUCGACCUGCCACUCCUGUACCCAAUUGCGGUUAAGAAUGUCGCCACUGCGGGAAAACGGGUCGCGAAUUUUAUAGAAUGGCUUCAUUACGAUGGCAGCAUAAAUUUGGACAGGAUUCAUCUAGUUGGCAUUUCCCUCGGAGCCCAUCUCCUCGGGCGGGUGGGCACUGAAAUUCAAUUAAGCAUGGGUGGAAGGAAACUGCCACGAAUUACGGGGCUCGAUCCAGCCGGCCCGCUGUAUUAUCCGUCCCACCCUGAUUGGAAUAUUGACAAGAGUGACGCCAGUUUUGUCGAUAUUUACCACUCGAAUGCCGGUUUUUACGGGGAGAGCACGCUGGGUGGACAUGUUGAUUUCAUAUUAAACAACGGACACGCUCAGCCUGGGUGCAAUUUUAUCACUGAUCUCUUGACUUGCAGUCAUGACUUUGCUCUGUUUUUAUAUCUUGACACUUUUAAGAAAGCUUACGUAGCGUGUCAAUGCUCCAGCAGAGAAUUGGACCCCGGAAACUUUAAGCAAUGUCAGGAACAAUGUCCGAACCCUAUUUUUGCUGGGGUUUACACACCACACACAGCGCGAGGCGAGUAUCACAUCACAGCCGAACAUCUUCACACCCCAUUCGAUAUCUUAGGAAGAUAAAUAAAAUCGUCAUUUGUCAGUGUACCUAUACAAGCUUCAGUAUUCCACUUUUGUCUGCUAAAAAUUCAAGUAAUCAUAUGUAUCUUUAUUAGCCAAUAAGCAUCAAUAAACUAGUUUUUGAGGAAGUUCA
Messenger RNA from Folsomia candida, 1264 nucleotides. RefSeq names its product putative endothelial lipase. Gene Ontology annotation, molecular function: lipase activity. Lineage: Eukaryota; Metazoa; Arthropoda; Collembola; Entomobryomorpha; Isotomidae. The transcript is spliced from 6 exons. The record is from RefSeq and is a predicted model, not a curated record. Bases 301 to 1134 code for a protein of 277 amino acids.